UCUGCGAGCAAAGCUGGAGAGGCACACAUUAAUGCGUGACCUCCCCCGUCUCCGCCGCACUGCACACACACACACAUCCCGGAGAGUUCCCAGAAAAAAAUCCAGAGGCUCGCUCAAGAUUUGGGUUUUUUUGACAGAACAGAUCAGAGAGAGGGGAGGGGAGAUGGCGGACUGGGGCCCGGUGAUCGUCGCGACAGUGCUGUUCGUGCUGCUGACGCCGGGGUUGCUGUGCACGCUGCCGGGGCGCGGGCGGGUGGCGGAGUUCGGGAGCAUGCACACCAGCGGCCUCUCCAUCCUCAUCCACGCCGUCCUCUACUUCGCGCUCGUCACCAUCUUCCUCAUCGCCGUCGGCGUCCACGUCUACACCGGCUAGCCGGGCGCGCCCGCCGCCAGCACCGAUCGGUUCGAGCUCCUCCGCUGGAUUUGGUUUAAGAUCUGUCUGUCUGCAGAGCUAUCAGCUAUGGUUGUGGGGUCUUGUAAUCCGAUUUGGUGGUAUGGUUUUAAACUUGGUUUCGUUGUAACCGGUGUUAAAGAUCGAUGCUGCAUACGGCGUGUUGCGGUAUACUCGUAUAUGUACGCUGGAUUGAAAAUUCGAGUACGGUUUGAUUGGUCGUUUGUUUU
Molecule: messenger RNA, 621 nt
Organism: Aegilops tauschii subsp. strangulata
Lineage: Eukaryota; Viridiplantae; Streptophyta; Magnoliopsida; Poales; Poaceae
Source: RefSeq, a predicted model, not a curated record